AUAUGCAAUUAGAUUUUGAUAAUAAAUUUGAAUCUAAUGAACUUGAAUUACUAUUAUCUAAUAAUGAAUCUGAACCUAAAAUAUUAUCAUCUGAUAUUGAAUCAAAUUCAGAAUUAGAAGAAAUACUUGAAACUAAUAAUGAACCUGAAAUAUUAUUAUCUGAUAUUGAAUCAAAUUCAGAAUUAAAAGAAAUACUUGAAACUAAUAAUGAACCUAAAAUAUUAUCAUCUGAUAUUGAAUCAAAUUCAGAAUUAAAAGAAAUACUUGAAACUAAUAAUGAACCUGAAUUAUUAUUUGAUGUCGAAUCAAAUUCAGAAUUAGAAGAAAUACUUGAAAAUGAUAAUGAUUUUAUAGAAUAUUUUUCGGAUGAUUCUGAUAAUAUUUAA
Dentiscutata erythropus is the source of this 386-nucleotide messenger RNA. Lineage: Eukaryota; Fungi; Glomeromycota; Glomeromycetes; Diversisporales; Gigasporaceae. The record is from the annotation of a GenBank genome assembly.